AUGCCUCUCAAACAUCAUGGUGUGAAACUUAAUGAUGGUCACUUUAUGCCUGUUCUGGGAUUUGGCACUGCCACAGAUAUUAAGGUUGCUCAAAACAAAGCAGAGGAGGCGGUUAAAUGGGCCAUUGAUGCUGGAUUUCGUCAUAUUGACUGUGCUUAUGUAUACUGUAUUGAAGAGGAAGUUGGAAGAGCCAUUAGAAGCAAAAUUGCUGAUGGCACUGUGAAGAGGGAAGAUAUAUUCUACACUUCAAAGCUUUGGAUGACGUUCCUUCAACCAGAGUUGGUUCGGCCAGCCUUAGAAAAGUCACUGAAAAAACUUCAACUGGAUUAUGUUGAUCUCUACAUUAUUCAUUGGCCAACUGCACUGAAGCCUGGGGAGGAGUUAUUACCCAAAGAUGAACAUGGAAAAUCAAUGUUUGACACAGUGGAUCUUUGUGCCACAUGGGAGGCCCUGGAGAAAUGUAAGGAUGCAGGGUUGACCAAGUCCAUCGGAGUGUCCAACUUUAACUGCAAGCAGCUGGAGAUGAUCCUGAACAAGCCAGGACUGAAGCACAAGCCUGUCUGCAAUCAGGUGGAAUGUCACCCUUAUCUCAACCAGAGCAAACUGCUGGAAUUCUGCAAGUCUAACGACAUAGUGAUGGUUGCCUAUAGUGCCCUGGGAUCCCAACAAUUCGAAGGAUGGCAUAAAAAGAACUCUCCUCCUCUUUUGGAUGAUCCAGUUCUCAAUGCUCUGGCAGAAAAAUACAAGCGAACCCCAGCUCUGAUUGCCCUUUGUUACCAGAUACAGCGUGGUGUUGUGGUCCUGGCCAAAAGUUACAAUGAGAAGAGGAUUAAAGAGAAUAUACAGGCUCUUGAAUUCCAAAUGACUUCAGAGGAUAUGAAAAUAAUAGAUGGUCUAAAUAGAAAUAUGCGCUAUAUUUCUGCUGACUUUUUGUCUGACCAUCCUAAUUAUCCAUUUCUUGAAUAA
Elephantulus edwardii (Cape elephant shrew) is the source of this 966-nucleotide messenger RNA. It is a transcript of the gene AKR1C4, whose product is annotated as aldo-keto reductase family 1, member C4. The coding region runs from base 1 to 966 and encodes 321 amino acids. The transcript is spliced from 9 exons. The record is from RefSeq and is a predicted model, not a curated record. NCBI's taxonomy places the organism in Eukaryota, Metazoa, Chordata, Mammalia, Macroscelidea, Macroscelididae. Gene Ontology annotation, biological process: steroid metabolic process. Gene Ontology annotation, cellular component: cytosol. Gene Ontology annotation, molecular function: ketosteroid monooxygenase activity; steroid dehydrogenase activity; aldose reductase (NADPH) activity.